AUGCAGUUCAGAGUCGCGAUACAAGCGGUACUCGCCGCUGUUCUCUUUGGCAGUAUGGCCUCGGCCAGCCCCGUGCCCUGCCCAGAUUCAAAGCGAGACCAGAUCCUCAUGGGAACACUCGCGCCCGAGGCAUGCUGUUCAUAUGGCAUCUGCAAGGGUGAUGUCGUCGUCCAGGGCGGAUGA
This is a messenger RNA of Diaporthe batatas, 183 nucleotides long. RefSeq lists its product as uncharacterized. Bases 1 to 183 code for a protein of 60 amino acids. The transcript is spliced from 2 exons. Lineage: Eukaryota; Fungi; Ascomycota; Sordariomycetes; Diaporthales; Diaporthaceae. The record is from RefSeq and is a predicted model, not a curated record.